UCCUCGUAUCGCACAUUAUCGAAUCGCUAUCAUCAGUUCCAACAAUGAUAAUGUCUAUCCGUCUAUCUUAUUAGUAAUCGUAAUAUUUAACGAACAGACGUGUUUCUAGAUUUCCAAAUACAAGUUAAAAUGGAUGUACAUGUUGUGGACAACGAAGGAGGCGGUAUCAACAUCGUCGACGGAGUGAAUGUAGCCGACGGUGGUUUCGGGGGGGUCAAUGUUGUGGACGGUGUGAAUGUGGCUGACGGUGGCUUCGGGGGGGUCAAUGUUGUGGACGGUGUGAAUGUGGCUGACGGUGGCUUCGGGGGCGUCAAUGUUGUGGACGGUGUAAAUGUGGCCGAUGGAGGCUUCGGCGGAGUCAAUGUUGUAGAGGGAGAUACAGGUCUAAACAUAGUGGACGGCGGAACUCACAUGCCUUUGGAUGGAGUGAACGUGGUGGAAGGAGACGGUGGCAUCAAUGUCGUAGAAUAAUGGUGGAUAAAACAGAAAUAUAAUUUUUAAGAAACUCAAUAUCGAUUAAGGACCUUGUUUUACAUGCAUGACGUGCCUGUCAUUGCCUGUAAAUAAAAUAAAUAAGAAAUAA
This is a messenger RNA of Plodia interpunctella (Indianmeal moth), 583 nucleotides long. RefSeq lists its product as uncharacterized. Lineage: Eukaryota; Metazoa; Arthropoda; Insecta; Lepidoptera; Pyralidae. The record is from RefSeq and is a predicted model, not a curated record. The coding region runs from base 130 to 471 and encodes 113 amino acids. The transcript has 4 exons.